AUGCAUCACCUCCUAGCAUUUGCCGGUAUAGUGUCUGGGGCUGCCCUGGCUACUGCGUCUCCUUUACGAGAUGCCCUGCCAGGUGGUAUUUUGACCGUCGUACAAGAGAAGAACAAGCACUUCAAGGAGAGUACGGGGCUCGAUGCUCUUCUGCAUGCGUUUUCCAAGUACAAUGCGACCUUGACGCCAAGGCUGCGUGCUGCGGUGGAGAUAAAUCCGCGAAUCCGGACAAACUUGCAGCAGCGUAGCAACAUGUUCGGGUCUGUCCUGGCCGUACCGCCGACCCCUUACGACAUUGAAUACAUCUCAGCGAUCAGAAUUGGCACACCACCACAGAGUGUAAACGUCGCCAUAGACACAGGGUCUGCAGAUCUUUGGGUCAUGUCGACCGACACACCUACAGAUCAGCAAAACGGCCGACCCGUCUACUCACCGCACAAAUCAACAACGAGCAAGCUCAUCCCCAACGCUACGUGGUCCAUUGCGUACGGCGACGGAUCGGGCGCCUCGGGCAUCGCCUACACAGACAGGGUGCAGCUCGGCGGGGCCAGGUUCGACGCGCAGGUGGUGGAGUCGGCAACGUACGCGUCACGGUCCUUCACCGACGACCCGUGGAUUUCGGGUCUGAUGGGUCUGGGUAUGAGCUGGGCCAACACGGUCCGGCCGCAGCGCGCGCGGACUUUUACAGACAACAUCAAGGACCAGCUGGCGUCGCCCGUCUUCACGGCGAAUUUGCGGGCCGGCAGGCCCGGGAACUACAAUUUCGGCUUCGUCAAUCCAAAUGAGUACACGGGGACGAUCGGGUGGGCGCCGGCCAUCGCGUCCCGGCCGUGGUGGGAGGUUAGUGUGUCCGGGUUUGGGGUCGGCAGCGGUCCGUACUUGGCCAGGCCGUUCGCGGCCAUCGCCGACACGGGCACGACGCUUCUCCUACUGCCCGAGUGGAUGGUAAAAUUGUACUACGCAGAGGUGGUUGGGGCCGCGGUGGACCGGUACUGGGGCUCGUGGGUGUUUCCGUGCGCGUCGGUGCUGCCGGACUUCAAGUUCGUGGUCGGGGGUGUCGUGGGCGUGGUCCCCGGUAGGUACAUGCGGUACUGGCAGUAUGACGACAACAUGUGCUACGGCGGCCUGCAAUCGAGCGCCGGACUGGGGAUUAAUGUAUUUGGCGACGUGCUGCUCAAGGCACAGUUUGUGGUUUUCGACAUGGGCCAGAUGAGGGUUGGGUUUGCGAAUAAGAAAUUGCUGUCUUGA
This is a messenger RNA of Pyricularia grisea, 1248 nucleotides long. RefSeq lists its product as uncharacterized. Gene Ontology annotation, biological process: proteolysis. The transcript is spliced from 3 exons. The record is from RefSeq and is a predicted model, not a curated record. NCBI's taxonomy places the organism in Eukaryota, Fungi, Ascomycota, Sordariomycetes, Magnaporthales, Pyriculariaceae. Bases 1 to 1248 code for a protein of 415 amino acids. Gene Ontology annotation, molecular function: aspartic-type endopeptidase activity.